UCGAGCACCAUGUUUGAUACUUGUUUUGCAGAUUUAAGUACAACCUCUUCAGGCAGAUGUCACAGUGAAAGAGUUUUAAAGCAACUUUAUAUCAGUUACGACGAAAGAGAAAAUGACUUGGCUAGCUUUCGUCUCCGCUAUCAGAAGCGGUCAAAACUUUACCUUCGUUUCCUUCCUGUUCUGAAGAGCAAAAUUAUUCCUUAUUACAAGUUUAAUUUCCAACAAUAAACGAGAAAAGUAUCCUGGAGUUUUUUUUUAGGCCUACACUAGAUAUUUACCUCGUUUGUUAACGUCACUUGUAGAAUAGAAUGACGGGUGACCUUAGACGGCCGUCCGCCGCUCACAACACAAGCGAGAAGCAGGAGGGGAAGGACGGUCGCCUUAGGAAUUACCGAAAAUUGUUCAUCCAGAGCAAUGGCCAAGUGUGAAGGAUGUGGACCUGGCUACAGAAGCCCUCUGGAGGCCAUGAAAGGGCCACGUGAGGAGAUUGUCUAUGUGCCCUGCAUAUACCGCAGCACUGGCAUCGAGAAGCCAGAUUAUCUGGCAACGGUGGAUGUUGAUCCGAAGUCUGCAAACUACUGCAAGGUCAUUCACCGGCUGCCCAUGCCGAACCUGAAGGAUGAACUGCAUCACUCGGGGUGGAACGCAUGCAGCAGCUGCUUCGAUGACCCCUCAAAGACACGCAGCCGACUCAUCCUGCCUGCUCUGAUCUCCUCUCGGGUCUAUGUGGUGGAUGUGGGCAACGACCCCCGUGCUCCACGUCUCCAUAAGAUUGUGGAACCCACAGAGCUCUUCUGGAAAUGCGGGCUGGCGAAUCCACACACCAGUCACUGUCUUGGUAGCGGGCAGGUCAUGAUUAGUGCCAUGGGGGAUCCUUCUGGUAAUGGGAAAGGCGGCUUUGUCCUGUUGGACGGCGAGACAUUUGAGGUGACGGGAAACUGGGAGCUGCCAGGAGAGGCUGCCCCGUUUGGCUAUGAUUUCUGGUACCAGCCUCGACACAACGUCAUGAUGAGCACGGAGUGGGGGGCUCCCAAGGUUCUGGCCAACGGCUUUAACCCUGCAGAUGUGGGAGCAGGUCACUAUGGAAGGCACAUCCAUGUGUGGGACUGGACCACACACAAGCACCUGCAGUCUCUGGACCUGGGGGAGGAGGGGUCCAUCCCCCUGGAGAUCCGCUUCCUGCACGAUCCGGCUGCCCCGGAGGGUUUCGUGGGCUGCGCGCUCAGCGGCGCCAUCUUCCGCUUCUACAAAACCGGGAACAGUGACUGGGCUGCAGAGAAAGUCAUCAGCAUUCCCAGUAAGAAGGUGGAGGGAUGGGUUCUUCCACAGAUGCCCAGUCUCAUCACGGAUAUUCUGAUCUCGCUGGAUGACCGUUUCCUCUACCUGAGCAACUGGCUGCAUGGAGACAUCCGCCAAUAUGACAUCACCGACACCAGGCAUCCACGCUUGGCUGGCCAAGUCUUUCUGGGAGGCAGCAUCUUAAAUGAUGGCUCCAUCAAGGUGGUGGAGGACCAGGAGCUAGAGAGCCAGCCAGCCCCUUGCGUCAUAAAGGGGAAGAGAGUUCCUGGAAGCCCGCAGAUGCUGCAGCUGAGCCUGGAUGGGAAGAGACUGUAUGUCACUACCUCACUCUUCAGCAGCUGGGACAAGCAGUUUUACCCUGACCUCAUCAAGGAGGGUUCGGUGAUGAUGCAGGUCGACGUGGACACUGUGAGCGGUGGACUCACCGUCAAUCGGUCCUUCCUGGUUGAUUUUGGAAAAGAACCAGAUGGGCCGGCGCUGGCCCACGAAGUGCGAUACCCUGGUGGGGACUGCACCUCCGACAUCUGGUUAUAACGUAAAGGGGUGGAGCUUCACAUGUUUUGAACCAUUCUAAGGACACGCUGACAUUAUUAUUAUUGCUGUCAAACUAAUAAUAAAUGAUUAUAAAUAAUAAAUAUAGGUUGUGACUCUCAUGAUCUUCAGUCUAUUUCUGUUGCUAGAUAAUAUACAUGAAAUUUCAAUGCUUUACCUAUACAGACUUUUUAUGACGGACACUGAAGCUGUAUUGUGAUGAAUUUCUGAAGCACUUGUACUUUUUCAUAUAAAAAAAUAAAAUGUUAACCUUUUUGCAAA
Molecule: messenger RNA, 2112 nt
Organism: Paramormyrops kingsleyae
Lineage: Eukaryota; Metazoa; Chordata; Actinopteri; Osteoglossiformes; Mormyridae
Gene: selenbp1
Product: selenium binding protein 1
Molecular function (GO): selenium binding
Source: RefSeq, a predicted model, not a curated record